Messenger RNA from Ceratosolen solmsi marchali, 1834 nucleotides. RefSeq names its product abhydrolase domain-containing protein 16A. The transcript has 11 exons. Gene Ontology annotation, cellular component: endomembrane system. Gene Ontology annotation, molecular function: monoacylglycerol lipase activity; glycerophospholipase activity. The record is from RefSeq and is a predicted model, not a curated record. The coding region runs from base 9 to 1664 and encodes 551 amino acids. NCBI's taxonomy places the organism in Eukaryota, Metazoa, Arthropoda, Insecta, Hymenoptera, Agaonidae. Gene Ontology annotation, biological process: monoacylglycerol catabolic process; phosphatidylserine catabolic process.
CCAGUGACAUGUCGCUAAUCAGCACCUUGUGGAAAUGUAUUUUCAGUCCUCGGCUUUAUAAAUUCUACGAAGUUUCAUGGGUAGGGCGUCUCAUCGACAAGCCGUAUGAAGCAAAAGGACUGGAAAGAUGGGGAGAUCAUGUUGUUAUUACGUUUGUAACAGCAUGGUCUUUCACCAUAUAUGCCAUUCCACUGAUCGUAAUAGUCUUAUUUAGAAGAGGUUCGCCUUUGGCAGAUGCCUAUACGAUAACUCAAUUUGUAACAGGAGCGAGUAUUCUAUUAGCGACAUCUCUUAUGGCUAGAGGAUACUCAAGAGCGAAGAAUCCGACUUAUUUGAAAUUUAUGAAAGUGCUAGAUAAAACAAAAUCUCAUUAUCCUAAUAUUAAGCAGGAGCUUGGCAAAUAUGAUUUUGAGUUUUGGGCAUGGCCCAUUGAUUUUGAUGUAUCAUCAUCGGACAAGAGUAAAUAUAAAAGAAAAUUAACAUUACAAAAUCUGGAUUCAAGUAGUCGAGCAAUGAGUCCUAGAAGAAGAGAUUCGAUACUCACUGUACCUUGUAAAAUUCUAUCAUAUGGCAUUGCUCACACCGUCGCCCUAAAAUUAAUAUAUCCAGGAUCUAUUUCUCUUGUCAAUUGGAUAAUGAGUGGAAUGCUUUUACAAGGUAGAAUAGAUUUAAUCAAAAUUGGAGCGGAGAGAUUUAAGUUAUUAACAGCUGAUAAUAAUGAAAUAGAUGCAAUUUUUUUGGAUCGUCGAUACAAGAAUACAAACGGUACAACGCUCGUUAUAACGUGUGAAGGAAAUUGUGGAUUUUAUGAGAUUGGAAUCAUUACCACUCCAUUGAAUAAAGGUUAUUCUGUUUUAGGGUGGAAUCAUCCAGGUUUCGAAGGUAGCACUGGCCUUCCAUUUCCUGACCAAGAAGAAAAUGCUAUUGAUUGUGUAAUGAAAUUCGCUAUUAAUAAACUAGGAUUUCCAGAAAAUAAAAUUAUAUUAAAUGGUUGGAGUAUUGGAGGAUACACAGCUUCUUGGGCUGCCAUGAAUUAUCCUUACAUUCAUAGUCUGCUCCUGGAUGCAACAUUCGAUGACAUCUUACCACUGGCAUUAGCUCGUAUGCCUACAUCGAUAGAACCUUUAGUACGAAAUGUUAUUAGAAAUUAUUUUAAUUUAAAUAUUUCGGCACAGUUAAAUAGGUAUGACGGUCGCGUUUUAAUAAUUAGAAGGACCGAUGAUGAAAUGAUUUGCGUACCAGAUAACUGUUUAGCAGGAAAUAGAAGUAAUAAGUUAUUGGAGAAAUUAUUAUCUCGACGAUAUCCUAAUCUUUUUGCUAAUUCUACGGAUUCAUUUACGCUUUUAUCAAAUUUCCUUGCUGCGCCGACAUACGCCGCUAGACAACUUAUAGUGGAUGAUAUUGGGGUCGAUCAAAGCCGUUGUAUAAAUUUGAUAGCAACCGAUAUUUUAGACAAUAACAGUAUUGUAAAAUAUCCAUCAAAAUUGGGAAGAGACUGUAAUUACAAAACAAAACAACAACUUGUAAUUUAUUUGGCGACUAUGUACAUGGACGAACAAAAUUCGCAACAUUGUAUACCACUGACUUCUGAACUUUUCCGAUCUGGUUGGGAUCCAAUGUCUACAAUAAAGAUUACGAAUAAGGAAACUGAUGAUUUUUGUUAAACAAAUAUUAUGUGGCUGUGAGCUUUAAUAAGAACUCUAACGUUGAUGUUAAAUUUAAAAAAAUUAUAAUUUUAUGAUUAUGGUGGCUGAAACGAAGGAUCAGGGUAAAUUAUUUAAGAAAUUUCGACAUAGUGUUUUUGUACGCGAAGCAAAUAUUUUUUUUUUUUUUU